Molecule: messenger RNA, 2863 nt
Organism: Sinocyclocheilus anshuiensis
Lineage: Eukaryota; Metazoa; Chordata; Actinopteri; Cypriniformes; Cyprinidae
Product: sine oculis-binding protein homolog
Exons: 8
Coding region: 38-2851 (937 amino acids)
Biological process (GO): animal organ development
Cellular component (GO): nucleus
Source: RefSeq, a predicted model, not a curated record
UUAUACCCCCAAAUAUUGACAGAGAUUUAAAGAAAGCAUGGCUGAGAUGGAGAAAGAGGGAAGACCUCCGGAAAACAAGAGGAGCAGAAAGACAGCUCACCCCGUGAAGAGGGAAAUUAACGCAGAGAUAAAGGUACCGUCCAAUCGGCCCCUCCCAGGGGUGGGGCAGGCAGGCAAUCUCCAUGGCAACUCGCCCUACUUGAUGAGUUUUGCUGAAAACACCAUGAAUGAGUUGCUUGGAUGGUACGGAUAUGACAAAGUGGAGUUACGAGACUCAGAUGACAUAGAGAUCCGCAACUACCCUGAUAGAGAAAUGCGGCAACACAUCUCUGUCCUGAAAGAGAACUCUUUGCCAAAAGCAUCCACAGUGGAGAACAGCAGUGGUUCUUCUCCACACGCCAACAGCUCUAGCUCUACUCCGACAUCAAGGAAUGGAGUGACAACCGAGGUGUCUGUAAACCCCUCCUCCUCUAAGGAGCACGGAGGCCUGCCAAUCAUAGUGCCCUUAAUCCCGCCCCCUCUGAUCAAAGCACCAGCAGAGGAGGACACCUCUAAUGUUCAGAUAAUGUGUGCGUGGUGUCAGAAGGUGGGAGGGAAGCGUUAUUGUCUCAGUAUGGGCUCUGAACUGAAGAGUUUCUGUAGUGAGAAAUGCUUCGCUGCCUGUCGACGUGCCUACUUCAAACGCAACAAGCUUGGAUAUGUGAGGAAUUGCAGUGCCAGAGAGGAGGAGGGCGUUCCGCACCACAGCUUGUCCAAAGACACGCCGAGACUUGUCCUCAAGACAAACAGCGAUGUGCUUGUCUGCGAUUGGUGCAAACACAUCCGCCACACUAAGGAAUACCUGGAUUUUGGAGCGGGUGAAAGACGGCUCCAGUUCUGCAGUGCAAAGUGUCUGAACCAGUAUAAGAUGGACAUCUUCUAUAAAGAGACUCAGGCCGCACUUCCAGGGGGUUUAUGUAACCCUCCUCUCCCCAGAAGUGAUACGAAAUCAGAGAACGCAGGGGGUGUACAGCUGCUUACACCUGAGUCCUGGAGCGCGCCUAUAAACGAGCUUCGCAGUCGCAAGGCACCUUCACCAGGGGGUGCCACCAAUAUAGCCGGACCUUCUGGAUCCACCUCGGGGUCACCAUCUGAAACUGGAACUGUGUGUUCCUCCUCGUCCUCAUCAUCCUCGUCAUCAUCAUCUACGAAAAUCCCCACACCACGGCCACACGAAAGUCCCGCAUUACCGCCACCUCCUCCACCACCUAUAGCAGGUUUUCAUCCAGCUCUGGGUGUGCCACCUGGCAGCCCGCCGAUGGUGAUGACACCCCGUGGCCCAGUCCCUCUCCCUCUCUUUAUGGAGCACCAGAUGAUGCAGCAGAUUCGCCCUCCAUUCCUACGCCCCCCAGGCCCCAACAGCCCUCAUUCCAAUCCCAUGAUUCCUGGCAUUGGGCCACCACCUCCUCGGACUUUGGGUCCUCCAUCAAACCCUAUGCACCACCCGCUCCUUUCCCCCCACAUACACCCAUCCUCCACCCCAACCUUUCCUAGGAACCCUCCGGGUAUGAUGCACCCUCAUCCCGGUGGCCACAUGCCAGCCAUGCCUUUCCCCGCAGUUAACAUGAUGCCAGCUGGACCCAUCCCAGUUCCGCCCAUUAUGAAUAUUGGCAUACCUUCUCUGGCCCCCUUAGUGCCACCACCAACAUUAUUAGUGCCCUAUCCAGUGAUUGUGCCAUUACCAGUCCCCAUACCCAUUCCGGUGCCCAUACCAUUCAAUCCACAGGCUUUUGGUGACCGACCAGGAAAUGAUGGAACGCUUCCGAAGGCUGCGAGCGAGCGGAGUGAUUCAAAAGCACCGCCACCAUUUUCUCAAAGCACCUCCAGAGGGGAGGGGAGGGACUUUCAACAAGCCCCUCCCACCUCAGAUACACUUUUGCCAGGAUUUUCCAAACAGACAGAGCAGGGCAGGACAAAAGUGGCGGAGCUCAUAGUUAAAAUGGAAAACUCUGGUAACGGAAACUCUGGACACUCCCACAAAGACACACCAGCAGAUGGAGUCAUUGAUUUAACAACCAGUCAUCGCUCCCGGCAACAGCUAGUUAUCCAGAGGGCUGUAACCUGUGUGCAGGUAAAAGCAGAGCCCGGGUUAAGCCCACCACAUGCAGUUUUGGGUGAAACUGAGGUGGAUCGGUCAGCCAGUACUAGCACAGGUACAAUAGAAGAUAACCACAGAGACAGUAAUGCUGAAAGCCCAUUGGCUAGUGUGGCUCUGCCUUGUGCAGACCCAUCCUACUGCAGUGGCACGCCGCCACUUCCUCAGACAAUCACAUGCAGCACCUCCACUGUUCCUAGCAACACCACCACACCUAAAACUGAGCCUGGCUCUGCUACGCCCUGCAAUGUGAUUGUUAAUGGGAGCUGUAAUGUGCCUCCAGCAGAGAGUUUGAUCAGAACACCUCCGUUAGAGCAGCGCCCUCUAGUGGACCCCUGCCGAAGGACUGCUGCUGUGUGCGAUGAGCCUGUGGGGGCCGAUCUAGAAGGAGAGGACCUGAAAGAGAACAGCUGCUUGACAACAGAAAGAGACUUGGCAGGUAAGAAAAGCUCAAAUGACCAGUCUGCUAUUACCGCAAUAACAGGGGAGGACAAACCUCAGAGCCCUGAAGAUGCCCCAUCUGGUGAGGACCAUGCCUACGCCCUUCCCCUAAUGCCCAAACUUGGCUGUGUCAUUCAGCCCGUGCCCAAACCUGCUGACAAAACCGCUGCCAUUUUGCCCUGUGGCUUGACAGCCCCAUUAACAGGAACCGUUCCAAUGGAAAUGGAGCCUCCGCUGAAGAGACGGUGUCUGCGUAUCCGCAAUCAGAACAAGUGAAAUAGAGGACAG